AUGGCUGAGGAGGAGGAAGCAAGCUGGGACCACACCUUGGAGGAGUGGCUCAUCAGCGAGGGCUACUGCUAUGCCGCUGGCAUGGCCCAGCUAGAAGAUGGCGGCUUCUACGCCGCCGCACCUGAGAAGGACGAGGCUGGAUGGGGCUUCAUCUACAUGGAGGAUCAUGAGCAGAUGAUUUUGCAGGAUGACGGCGUGACUGAGAAGAAGAUGACCAUCAACGAGGGCACCGGCCUCAAGUUCCUGGCCGACAACCACAAGGCCGCACCCACUGGCCUCUGGUUCGGAGGGGAGAAAUACAAAGUAACACGCGUGGACAAGGCCAUGGAGUCUGGAGAUGCCUCGUUUGUGUUCAUCUUUGCGGCUAAGCCCAAGAAGGGCGUUUCCAUUGCCAUCACCAAGAGCCAGAUCAUCUGUGGAUUCUACGACGAAGAGAAGGGCCAAGUGGGCGGCAACUGCACAAAGGCUGUCGUCGCCUUUGCGGAGUACAUGGUCGGAUUGGGCUACUGA
This is a messenger RNA of Symbiodinium natans, 510 nucleotides long. The record is from the annotation of a GenBank genome assembly. NCBI's taxonomy places the organism in Eukaryota, Dinophyceae, Suessiales, Symbiodiniaceae.